Molecule: messenger RNA, 9063 nt
Organism: Exophiala bonariae
Lineage: Eukaryota; Fungi; Ascomycota; Eurotiomycetes; Chaetothyriales; Herpotrichiellaceae
Exons: 1
Coding region: 1-9063 (3020 amino acids)
Source: RefSeq, a predicted model, not a curated record
AUGCCUUUGGUCAAUGGCACCUCCUUCGCCGCCGUCAUUCUCCUGGUGUACCUGUCCACGUUUGUCUUACUCGCCGUUUUCCGGAUUGUGACCGGCGUUUCGAUCCAAAGGAUUGGUUACUUCAGCUUCAGACAUAUCUCCUACACUCCAAGAGAAGGUUUAAGGAUAGACUUGCGCGGAAUUGGCCUCAGUCUUCACCGGCCGACGUUUGCUCAACCGUCCUGGGUGAGCUUGGUCUUUGAGGAAUUGAAAAUCACUCUCGAUCCUGCAACCUUUGAGACUUCCCCAGCCAUUUCUGCGGACGGAUCAGGCUCACAUGAGAAGCGCGGGGAUGACGAGCCCGCGAAUAAGGAGUCGAAGGGUCGCAGAGGAAAGAGAAGCCAAUUGUGGAAGAAGUUAACAAAUGUCAAGGAGCGUAUCAAGCGCAUUCACAGCAGAAUCCACCUGCUUCGCCUGUUCGAUAUUGUUGCUACGAAUACAACAGCCGAGGUUGUGGGAGUGGGCUAUGUUCAGAUAUCUUCUUUCACUGCCGCUGUCUAUACGCGCCGAAAACUCCUUGAUAGAGGUCGACUAUUUCGCCAUAAGAAAGACCCAACAGGUGGUCAGAAGCCCGCAGAAUGGGUUUUCACCGUGAAGAGCAUCAUAAUGGGUGUGGGAGGCCGCGAUCCGAUCGAGGUCCUCGAUGGUAUGACUAUCAACAUCCACGGACUGUUGUACAAAGAGCGAGCAGGUUUACGUGAUACAUCAAUUGCAAUAAAGGCCGGCCGCCUUUAUGUACCUGUUGAUGAGAUUACCCAAUUUUCACGCCGAGGCAAGCGAGAGAUGAAGAGUCAACAGCCUCCGCAGAUCUUGAGCCCCAUCGAAGAAAUUACCUUUGAGGACGUUGUUGAGGAGCUUGACAGUCCUGGUAGUCGAGAGGCUUCAAUCGUCCAGGCUGUGGCAGAUUCCAAAGAGUUCUUCAGUUCCAUCCUUCAAAGUGUCCAAGAGAUCCAACUGGCCUUGAGCUUCGUCCGAAUCUCUAAAGAGGUUGAGUCUCUUCGCCAGGCAAACCUCCCUCUUACUGCUAAUGUCGUCAUCCAUGAAAUUGGCAUCGACUUGCAUCGACUUGAUCAAAAAUCCCCGGCUCACCGGACAUACUUCUCAAGAGACGACAUUGCUCAUCAAGCCUUGGUGGCUGCCUUGUCGAUCUCUGUGAGCUUGGACGAGGAUGAUUCACACACAAACAAGAUUAUGUAUAUACCCAUGGCGACUACUACCAUAAGGACGACUUUGCCUGCAAAGACCAUGAGCUUCACACAAGAUCGUGAUGUUGCUGAGCGAAAUACCAACAUUCUAUAUGCAAAUUUCGUCGUCACAUCCCCCUCGGUCGAUCUAGUCCCGCAACAUCUUAUCAGACUAUUGGCUAUAGCACAGCACAGACCUGCUUCGACUAGCCCUUCACCUGCUCGUCAUAGUCUUAUUUCUCGGUUAUUGCCCAAAGCGAGCAUCAAACUCUCCAUUCACGAACCGGUUGUGAGAUUCAUUCUACCAGUUGCUGACCCCGCGCACGCUGCUCCUGGCGAGUAUGACAUGAUCAUAUCUUCGAUUUCGUCAGUCUCUUUGGACGUGGAGUCUUCUCAUUCCGCUGUCGGAGAGCUUUCAUAUUCUCUCGGGUCGAAUUUUCGGAUCAUGUCCCACCAACUUUACUAUCAAGCAUCUACCGGCGUAAAACAUAACCUCGUACUUGCCGAAGCGCUGGAAAUCAGAACUCAGGUUGUUGCAUCUACAGAUGUAUCGGUCGUCAUGUCUGGAAACCUCCGUACUUUCUCAGUUCUCAUGGUACGUGAAGAAGUCAGCCAAGGCAUCUAUAAUAUAGUCAGGCACUUCAAGCGCCACAGCCGAACCGAAAGGGUGGUUACUACAACCAAACCUUCGCCAACCGCCUUCCUGAGGAAGUUGCCAUCGUGGCUUAUCGAGGUCAACUUUGAGGGCUCUGGGUGCAGCAUCGAGACCGCAGCGAUUGAUUCUAGUAUCUCUAGGCAGACAAGAGGGAUUGCACUCGAACUAGAAUCAUGGACAGCUCACUAUCAAUCUUCACGUACAGAGCCUGUGAGGAAGCCGGGUCUUACUAGAAGGAAAACCAGCACUUCUGCCCGAUUCGACGAGACCUUCUCCACCGGCAAACAUACGUCGCACCCUAUGUCUCCUCCACGAAGGCAUCAUAGUGAUCCAACCGAUGGAAGACGGCUUGCAAUUCACGUCAAGGGAUUUGAGGGCUACAUUAUCGAAUCCCUCGACAGCUGGGAAUCACGCCCAUUCCUCUCUGUUCCCAGAUGUGAAGUGGCACUCAGCACGUCCCGUGAUCAUCAAGGUCCAUUGUUCCAUCUACAUUCUGUCAUUCGAUCGAUUUAUCUAGAGUUCUCCUUGUACAGAUUCUAUUCAUUUGGAGUGGGAGCCUCGUUCUUGAAAGACGCAUUCCUGGGACCUGCUCCUGCCGCUAAAGGUGUCACUAAGUCUACAGCAUCUAGCUCCCAUGACGCUCAGCCCGAGACGGUUCAUUACCCUACACCUCCAGGCUCCGAAAUCAUCACUAUUGAUGUCAAAGCAAACUAUGUGCAAAUAAAGGGCCAAAUGCCCUCGGACCCGGCGGUGCUGUUACAGAUAUAUGAUGUUUCUGGUGGGCGCCAUAGGUGGUCUGCACCCUUUUUUAGGUCUCAUUUGAUCCGCUUGCACGCUGAAGCGCCCCAUCUCAAGCGUGUAUGGGCACGUGUGGUCGGCGCAAGUAAUAUCCGUGUUGACCUUCGUCAUAACAAGAAGAAGACUAUCCACGGUACGGUCGAGGAAAAGUCGAUUGAUGUGUCAUUGGACUUCAUCCGUAUUGGAGUUCCUCAUGGACUGCAGAUGUACAAAGUCUUUGACAACUUUAUCAAUACGGGAAAGGCAAUGGCACAGCUUCAGCACCGUUUCCAAACAAGAACUAAUCAAUAUAUUUUGAGAAAGGAUCCAGUGGGCCCCAAGCAAAUACCUCGUGUGUCAUUGCGUUGCAAAGCACUUUGCUUUGAGUUUGAAGACGAUCCCUUUGAGUGGAAACUCGGUGUGAUCUAUAGCAUGGGGCGCAUUGAGCAGAAGCAACGCUUAGCACGAGCAGAUGCAUAUCGCUUGAAAGUCAAACGACUGAACGAAGAAAGAGUCCCUCGAUCAUCCUCACGAUACAGAGCUCAUUCAAGUCGCGGCGCCUCACCAGGUGCUGCUUCAAGUUACCACUCACGACGAUCGCGGAGUUUUGAUAACAAUCCAACUCCUCGCAAAAGAUCUACAUCUCGGGGACGCCGCGGGAGAGAAUCAGGAAAGAUCCGUUAUGAUCGCGAUGGAGUUUGUUCCCUGUCAAAUAAUGCCAAAAUCAAUGCCAAAGAGGCUUGGGAUAAGCUCGAAGCACAUAACGCCAGAAGUUGGAAAAAGAAGGUUGAUUGGAUGACUCAGAUGCAAAACAACACCAUCAGAAACAUUCGGCACAUGUUCGCUGGAGCUGAUGAACCACCAGAUGAAUCUGAAGAGCAUGAAGCAAUCCUAAGCAUUCCCAAUCGGCCUGGACUGAUGACAGUAAUCAUUAGCGACCUGCAUCUCGUCGUUGAUAAGCCUUCAUUUCCACAGGCGGAGCUGCCGAAAUUUCUGCACGAUAUCGGGAAAGGAAUGCCCUACGACACGGAAUACGCACUUUUGGUCCCUCUCAGUCUUGCCCUUGACAUGGGCGAGGCUCGUGUCAUGCUCCGUGACUAUCCUCUAAGCCUGCUCCAUGUACCCGCUAUCAGACCAGGGCAACCACCUAGAUUGCCAAGUUGGUCCUUACGCUCAGAUUUUGUCAUCGCUGAAGAAUUUCGAGAUGAUCAGUCUACAAAACAUGUCAAGGUUACCAUUGUACCAAAAGGUCAACACGACAACGAAGGAGGUUCCAUUCCAGCCUUCGCUAUUGAUGUCAGGAGAACGGUGUCACCCGUGAAGACCUUCUCUCGUCCCGUUGUAGACAUCAAUACAAGUCUACCCACUACUAUAUCCUGGGGUACAUCAUAUCAACCUGUCAUCCAAGACAUGAUGAUGAUUAUCGAGGGCUUUACUAAGCCAGAGAUAGAUCCAUCCGACCGCGUGGGCUUUUGGGACAAAAUUCGACUAAGCUUUCAUUCAAGGCUGACUGUCAACUGGAAGGGCGAUGGCGACGUGCAAUUGCGCCUCAAAGGGUCAAGAGAUCCCUAUGUUGUGACUGGCUAUGGAGCCGGGUUUGUGAUGUGUUGGCGAAGCGAUGUUCAAUUGUCAAUACAUUCUGGGGAUGAUCCUCGAAACUUCAUGACUGUCAGGAGUGGAGAGUACGUGCUAGCCAUUCCUGACUACAGCCAUGAAGCCCGUAAUUCACCUGAACAGAAGGCAAGACAUGACAGCGACAGCAUGUCCAGCAAUAACUCACAGAAGAAUGCUGCGAUAUUCAAGAAGGUCAUCAUGAAGGUCUCUGGCAACGUCCAGUGGACCGCUGGGCUUGUUUUUGAGAGAGACUUGGACGAUGGCGGGCGAUCUUCAGAAUUCGAGCCUCAUUAUGGAGUCGUUCUCAAGAAUCCGAAUCAGAUGCACGAUGUGGAUCUGAAGGACUAUGAUGCUUUCAGGGGCUUUCGCAGCAAUCACAUUCAUCUCUCAGUUGCAGUCGCUGCUCCUUACGACCGAGAUUGGUUGAAAGGCGACUCCACUCCUUCUGAGAGUUACAACAGUGUCCAUCUAAGUCCAAGAUUUUUUACUCACUUCUUCAAUUGGUGGUCUUUGUUUUCGGGAGUAAUGUCUCUUCCCAUCCGACAAGGACCUCUGUGGAGAGGGCCUGAGAAGUCAAGCAAAAAGUUUGGCAGACAUCUAGCGACCAUAAAGUACGGCCUUUUGUUGUCGCCACUUUACAUCGCCCAUGUCUAUAAGCACAAAGAUGCCGAGGACUAUCAAGAGGAUGUUGUGUCAGCAACCGGGAUCAAAUUCAAAAUUGACAGCUUCAUAAUGGAUAUCCACCAACGAAGAGAGUAUUUUAAUACUCUCUCCAAGGGCAAAUCCGAGCAGAUGAGGACUAGCGCUAUGAAGAUCAAUAAGGCUGAACUUGAUUUCAUACGGGCUGACAUGAGAGCAGUGGCUGCAAGUAUAGGGGGCACAACCGCGGAGGAUCUUCAGAAGGCUACGGACGAAAUGCUGUCAACGUUUCAAGACGCACCAGUCAAUGUGGACCUAUCCCAGUUUACAAUUCCUGACCACGAUUUCACUUGGAUCGAUAUGGACGAUUUUGUUGAGCUAGAUUGGGUUCUUCCGGCGGAGUCAAAUCCAGAAACCAAAAUCCUCCCUCUCGCAUUUACUCCUCGAUUUACGUACUUUCGACAAACUGAUCAAGGAAAUUCUAUACAUGGCGAUGAAUCACGUGUUAGUCCAUUUGGAGAGGAGAACACACACUUCUGCGUCAUGUCUCAACACAAUGAUCCACGGAAAGUACAGAUGAAUUUGAUCGAAGAUCGACUACAUGACUUGGAGGAAAAACUGCAGACACACAAUCGCCUGAUGAGUGAUCAUGAACUUCUAGUCAUCCGAGACGGUGAUCAUGACAAAACUAUCAAAGAUAAACACGCAACUCUUCUUGCGCAACAAAAAGAAUUGGAGAGUAAACAAAAAUUCCUUCAACAUGGACUUCGCCGGUUAGCUGCACACGUGGCUCCUGGAGACAAUAUUGAACCGGCAUCUGGGCUGAGACACGGCAGUACUGCAACAACAUUGACUGAAAAUGAUAACCAGUCUACCGCUAAUCAGCAUGUUGACAUGGAUGGCCUCUACUCGGCUUCUCAUGAUGAAUUCGCCAGUGACUUUAACAACCGGUUCAUCAUUCAUAACGCACAGCUCAAAUGGAACAACGACCUUCGGAAUAUCAUUUUACGCUACAGUCAUCAAGUCAGUCAACGACGUGGUUUUGUCUACUAUAUGUCACGCCGAGCCGUCAAAUUCAUCCUUGAUAUAGUCGAUGAACAAGCGAAAUCCAAGGAGCGACGACGCAAACGAGAGAGAAAGCAAGACCUUCAAGUCCCCCCAACUCCCAGCGUCAUCUCUCCAACAGACGAGAAGGACGAAGAUUCAGUAAUUGAAGAUAGAAUCAAACAGCUGCUGAACGAUGCAAAACGAUUUGUCCAUGCUGCAGAUGAGGAUGAUGAUCAAUCUACGAAACAAGAGAGUGAGCCAUCACCUGACCGAAGACACUCCUUCAGCAGUGAUAUAGGUGAUGGCAUAUCCGAAAAUUUCAAGGCAAUGAAUGGCUACCAUGUUCGACUGGUCGCUCCACAAAUACAACUCCAGAGUGAAAAGAACACUAAAUCUGUUGUCUUGGUAUCAGCCAAAGGCAUGCAAUUGAAAGUGGUUGCAAUAAUGGACAAGGCUCGAAUGGCAGAUGAGGUCAGUGGUUUGGUGCAGCGCCGAUUUGCUCUUGACAUGGAUGGAGCACAAUUCUUCGUUGCGAGUACGAAAACGCUUGCAAGAUACCUUCAUCUUUAUUCGGGCAAUCGAUACGGCAAUACUCCCGGAUCUUCAUGGCCUCCAUGGGUCUCUCUAGAAGCGAUGUUUGAUUUUCAUUUGGACCCCUUUGGCUUUCAAAGAGUCAUACAGAAAACAUCGGCAAGUCUCCGAUACGAAAAGUACAACCCACUUCGCCUGAAGUACAACGAAGAGGUGGAGAGUAAUGAGACUGGUGAGAUCAAACACCCGUCACGGAAAGAAAACCGUAUCGAUCACUUGUGGGUCGAUUUCCCUCGGGUUCGUGCUCGUUGCGAUUCUACACAAUAUUACUCCAUGUAUAUCAUUGUCUUGGAUCUACUUCUCUACAGUGAGCCUUUGGAAAAGACUCGCAGUGAAAGGUUGGAGAAGAUCAUGCUUGCUUCCGACUUUAGCGAUUUGAGAGGGGCUCCUGAAAUGGCUGAAAGCUUACAAGAGAGAAUCCGACAGCUUGAAGACAUCAAACUUCAUUUCCAGAUCAAUGCCAAAUAUUUGGAUAAGGAAGGGUGGCAAGACCGGAUCAACCUCGAGAAGGACCUCGCCAAUUGCGAGGACGAAUUGUUUUUCAUCAUGAAAGCCAUCAAUACUUCUCAGCAGAAGAUCGACGAUCGCAAAACAUCUCAAUCUAGCGGACUUCUACGAUGGUAUUUAAGUGCUUCAGAGGUAGUUUGGCAUCUCAUGCGUGGCAAAGAUGACCCAUUACUCGAAUUUCAACUUGGCAAUGCAGCCUACGAACGGAUCGACAACAGUGACGGCUCAAAUCACAACGCAGUCGAGAUUGAACACAUUCGAGGAUGGAAUUUACUACCCAAUGCCAUCUACCCUGAAAUCAUCAGUCCAUACUUCGACCCCUCGAACCGACGACCAAGCGUGGCAGAAGUGCAAAAGAUGGUUUUGGUACACUGGUAUAUGCUUGAAGCUAUCGCGGGUAUACCAGUCCUGGAGCAAUUUCACGUCACAGUCUUCCCGUUAAAAGUGCAACUUGAGCGAGAGCUAGGAAAGAAGCUAUUUGAGUAUAUCUUCCCUGGUGUUGGGUCCAACGCGUUUGACAAUGGCAAUUUUUCACCCCUCAUGGUGAAAAAUAUGCAACCCAUCGAAGAUGAUGCUGAAGAUCCAGAGUUGGAAGAAGCUCGUGUAGCUUUAAUGACUGGAAAUGAAAGUCGAGUUUCCACGAGCAUAGAUGGAAAGCGUGACACAUCUCCAGGAGUAAUGGCCAGGAGACUAAAGCCGACAUACACACUCCAUCACAAUACUUCUGGCCGCAACGGGACAGCAUCACAGAAUAAGAAAGGCUUGGGUAUUUCUCCUGAGCAUCACAGAUUUUUCAAGCACUUCAAUUCUUCCAAUGCAAGGUCCGCAGCCUUGGGACCCCUCAACCAUCCAGCUCCUUUGCGUAAAUCAUCAGCUAGUAGCUUGCGCUCAACAAGGAAAAAUGAUGCAUCGUCUACGAGUCUCGUGGGAUUGGGCAACAGCGAAGAAAAGAAGAAAAAUCCCCUACACCGUGGUGCCAGCAAGGAUCGAGGCUUAGGAAGCAAGAACAAGAAAGACAAGGCUGCCGAUGAUCUCUCACAGAUGAUGUCUCGAGCUUCAAACUACAUGACACUGGCACAUGUGAAAUUGAACAGUUUCGUUAUCUGUCUAAGCUACAAGGGCAAGAGUGAUCGCAAUUUCGAAGAUUUGCACGAUUUCGUCUUUCGCAUGCCGACGCUCGAAUAUCGUAACAAAACUUGGUCCAAUCUGGAUCUUGCGUUGAAGCUCAAAAAGGACGUCAUCAGAGCUCUCAUCUCUCAUACAGGCGCCAUCAUUGGGAACAAAUUCUCCCAUCACCGUCCCAGCAAGAAACAAGUCGAGCGACUGAAAGAAAUCGCACAUAACUCCACACUUGGCAACUCCGACUUCAACCUCACACAACCCUCCACAUCCGAGACGACGAGCUUAUACUCGUUCUCCCAAGACAGCAAAGACGACGACGACUUCGAAUCGAGUGGAAUCACCUUCCAAUCCCCCGUCGGCACGAACGGGCACAAGAUCGGGACAUUCGGCGGACCCCUCCUGCGUAGUGGCAGCUGGGCUAGCAACAUCAACAACUACCCGACAAGCCCGAACCCAUCCACUCUCCCACUCCCCAGACCGAACACAUCCAGCCUGGCAAUGCCAAUUCCCCGCUCAAGCCCCGCUGCACCACCCACCUCGACGACAUCAGGCGCAUCGAGCACACCAUUAUCCAUCAAUACAUCAUCCACUCCACCCCUUGACCCAGCCCGCCGCCCCUCCACAGCAACCGGCUCGCGCAGUCUGCUGAAAGACACAAUCGGCCGCCACUUCUCCGGCGACACGGUCAAGGGCCGCGUGUCGUUCGGCCCGCUCAGUCUCGGGAAGAGCGAGAGCCAUCGUGAGAGCAGCGCCAAGGACAAAGAUAAAGAACGGGAGAAUGGAAACACCGCCGGUGCUCAUGACGACGGCAUCGAGAGCGAUCCCGAGGGCCACAAGAAGAAAAGCGUCCUUUUGCUGGGCAAGAAAUAUCUGAAUCGUUUGAGUUGA